Molecule: messenger RNA, 1450 nt
Organism: Blastomyces dermatitidis ER-3
Lineage: Eukaryota; Fungi; Ascomycota; Eurotiomycetes; Onygenales; Ajellomycetaceae
Exons: 2
Coding region: 728-1450 (240 amino acids)
Source: RefSeq, a predicted model, not a curated record
UACCCAGGGGUCUCUAUACCUGGGGGGCCUCUAUACCUGCGGGUGUCUAUACCUGGGGUCUCUAUACCCAGGGGUCUCUAUACCCAGGGACCUCUAUACCCGGGGGGGCUCUAUACCCAGGGGUCUCUAUACCUGGGAGACUCUAUACCCAGGGUUCUCUAUACCCGGAGUGCUCUAUACCUGGAGGGUAAAACCAUAUAUAAUAAUAUACUAACUACAUUAAUACUAGUGUAUUGGUGUGUGUCUAUAAUGAGUAUUAUGUGGAAUUAGGCUUUUACACUGAACAACAUCUAAAAAAGCCAUUAUUAUUGUUUGACCCAUUCAUCUGUCACUACGGAGUAUAGGCUGUCCAUGCAAAGACCAGCUGGGUGGCGCAGAAGCCAGCGCCCUGGCUUGACUUGCACCAACAGCUGCAACCAGCUCUGUGAGUGGAUGGGACCGAGCGGGAUUCCUGCUACCAGCCAAUCACGCUUGCAGCGUGUCGGCGCUCCUGUUCUCAUACGCCAGAGACACCAUUGAGUUGAAUUCUCGUCGAGUUCUGCGAUCAAUUUGGUAUUAUCGCCGAUUCAUCCCAAUUGUUGUCCUAACAAGAGUCGUCGAAAGAACGACGCUAAAGUUGCCUGGCCUCCUCACGAGGAGACGUUUUUUGUAUAAUAAGAGAAAAUCCCGCUGUUGCAGCUUCGAAGCCUCCUCUCUCCGGAAUUCAAAGCUAUUUUCUAUCGCUACAAUGAUCUACGGUAUGUCUACCCCCGCCAGGGGCCCCGUUAACAGGUACAAUAUCCAUCUUCGCGUGGGCCUGCCUGUGUCCCUUGUUAACGAGCGCUUGAUGUCAAAUCCCCACCCCCGUGACUACUCUAUUACUCCGUAUCGGCACCCGACUCCUCCCACGCCUAAAACCGCAUGUUAUCCGCAUCCCAUGUAUCCAUUGGAAUACUGGCGCCUUAAAAUUUCGAACGUGACUUACUGGAGAUACGAGGCGGAUUUUUGGAGAACUGCUUGUGCUGCAAAGGAGGACCAGGCUAGCCGCACGAGCAUACAAGACACCGAAUAUUGGAAAUGUGAGAGCAGAUUUUGGAAAUCUACUUGCCCAAGAGUCCACGAGGAUGCCCGUUACGACGGCAUCAACAACCCGAAAUAUUGGGAGUGCGAGAACAUGUUGUACGAAGGUCUUUUGCAACCCCUUGUAUACGCUGAGCAUCAAGGACCCACUUUUCACCAAACCAUGUUGCGAGAUCAGGGCUACGCAUAUGACUCUGACAGCUCUAGUGGAUCACCGAAGACUCUUCGCCGAAGCGCUCGACUUGCAAAUUUGAAGCAGAAAGCCUCAGUGAACUCUUCUGCAUCACAAUCUGAACUACCUGCAGCAACCAACGCGAGUAGUACAAAGAAAAGAAAAAGCGAAGACCAGGCGAUCAACAACCAUCACAGAAAAAGAAAACUUGCUUGCUGA